AUGGACUAUGUUAGCGAAACUGAAAGCCCUGAAUUAAUUGCUAUGAUUGAAGGCUCUGAUAUACCAGCUGCAAAUGAAAGCCUUAACAAUAUGAUCACCAUGGAUAAAAGUCUAGAGUUAACCACUGUGAAUGAAAGUUUUGAAAUAACUUUCAUAAAUGAAAGCUCUGAAACAACUACCACCAAUAAAAAACGUAAGCGAAAUAAGCUCCAAUCAUGGGUUUUUAAAGACAGGUACUUUAUCAAGCAUGAUCCUCAAAAAG
This is a messenger RNA of Ambispora leptoticha, 262 nucleotides long. The record is from the annotation of a GenBank genome assembly. NCBI's taxonomy places the organism in Eukaryota, Fungi, Glomeromycota, Glomeromycetes, Archaeosporales, Ambisporaceae.